Molecule: messenger RNA, 1998 nt
Organism: Miscanthus lutarioriparius
Lineage: Eukaryota; Viridiplantae; Streptophyta; Magnoliopsida; Poales; Poaceae
Source: the annotation of a GenBank genome assembly
AUGGACCCAAGCGAUUCCAACUCCGCCGCAGGAGGAAAGACACAAAAUGUUUCAGUACCGCCUGUUGAAGGUGUAGCUGGAGGAGGGACUAGCUAUGGAUGGGUGGAUGGAGGCUUGCGGGGUACAAAUCUUGGUGCUGGUGUGAUUGAUCCUACAAAAGUACACUCAGAAGAUCUUUUGCACGUCUGGUCUAUGCCCAGCACAGCAAAUGUUAGCCAGCAAGAAGCACCUCGACCUCUAGAGAAAGUCAACCUUUUGGCAGCAAGAAAUGAAAGGGAAAGUUUUCAAAUUGCUUUACGCCCAAAGGUUUCGUGGGCAACUUCAGGUAUUGCAGGGUCUGUGCAGAUACAAUGCACCGAUCUCUGCUCCUCCUCAGGAGACAGGUUAGUCGUUGGUCAGUCCAUAACUUUGCGACGUGUGGUGCCUAUCUUAGGUGUACCAGAUGCUCUUGUUCCUAUUGAUCCACUCAGUCCUCAAGUAAAUCUUCAACCAGGGGAGACAGCUGCAGUUUGGGUAUCAUUAAAUGUUCCAUGUGGGCAACCGCCUGGUUUAUAUGAGGGUGAAAUAUUCAUUACUGCAGUUAAGACAGAAUUAGAUUCCAGAACAGAAUCUCUACCAAAAUUUGAAAAGUACAGGCUAUAUAGAGAAUUAAGAAGUUGUCUUGACCUCAUUGGACCCAGAGACUACUCGUCACCGGAGGAAAUGGUACAAAGACUAACAUCAGCUUCUACUGCACUGAGGAGGGUGUUGGAUAAUCCAGCACUCCAGGAUUGUCAAGAGAGUAAUGGAUUUGGAGACAUGAUGGAUGAAGAUGUUAUGAACAAUGUUUCAGUUCGCUUGAAGUUAAGCCUUACUGUUUGGGAUUUCACUCUCCCAGUGACACCUUCUUUACCUGCUGUUUUUGGUAUAUCUGAAACUGUCAUUGAAGAUCGAUUCUGUUUGGAGCAUGGCACUGAAGGAUGGUAUAGUGCACUGGAUCAUCACUUUAGGUGGCUCCUCCAAUAUAGAAUUAGUCCAUUUUUCUGCAGAUGGGGUGAUAGCAUGCGCAUUCUAGCAUACACAUGCCCUUGGCCUGCUGAUCAUCCGAAGGCUAAUGAAUAUUACUCUGACCCAAGAUUAGCAGCAUAUGCUGUACCCUAUGCACCUAUCCUAUCAUGUACGGAUGCUGCAAAAAAUUCCCUGAGGAGAGAGGUUGAAAUCUUAAAAUCAAAGCCUCAUUGGUCCAAAGCUUACUUUUAUUUGUGGGAUGAGCCAUUAAAUGUGGAACAGUAUGACAUGAUAUGCAACAUCUCUAAUGAGCUACGGUCAUAUGCACCUGAUGUGCGAAUUUUGACAACUUACUAUUGUGGCCCAAGUGGCUCUGAACUGGCUCCCUCUACAUUUGAAGCUUUUGUGAAAGUUCCAAAUGUUCUGCGUCCGCACACGCAAAUCUUUUGCACAAGUGAAUGGGUUCUUGGCACAAGAGAAGACCUAGUGAAGGAUAUUGUUGCUGAAUUACGGCCUGAUCUUGGUGAGGAGUGGUGGACAUAUGUUUGUAUGGGCCCUUCUGAUCCUCAACCAAACUGGCAUAUUGGGAUGCGUGGAACCCAGCACCGGGCAGUGAUGUGGAGAGUGUGGAAGGAAGGUGGGACAGGAUUCCUUUAUUGGGGUACCAACUGCUAUGAGAAGGCUAUGAUCCCAAGUGCUGAGAUCUGUUUCCGACGUGGCCUUCCUCCUGGCGACGGUGUCCUGUUUUACCCUGGUGAAGUGUUUUCUUCGUCACAUGAACCAGUUGCUUCCACCCGGCUAGAGCGCAUUCUCAGUGGCAUGCAGGACAUCGAAUACCUGAAGCUUUAUUCUUCACGGUAUGGAAGGGAGGAAGGCCUGGCCCUUAUGGAGAAGACUGGCAUGUAUCUUGGCCCGGAUCGAUAUACGCUGGAUCAUGGACCGGUAGAUGUGAUGCGGGCGCAGGUUACACCCUCGAAACGAAAGGCGCAUUCAAUCGCGUUCCUGCCGUGA